Molecule: messenger RNA, 4847 nt
Organism: Argiope bruennichi
Lineage: Eukaryota; Metazoa; Arthropoda; Arachnida; Araneae; Araneidae
Product: synapse-associated protein 1-like
Exons: 8
Coding region: 268-1440 (390 amino acids)
Cellular component (GO): cytoplasm; synapse
Source: RefSeq, a predicted model, not a curated record
ACUACCAGAAGGGACGGAACGACUUUUCAAGACAGAGUAGUCGCAGUCAAGUCAAAACAAACAUAUUUAAUCAAAUCUCUUUUCUAAAUAAUGAAAGCUGUAAAUCCCGAGACAUUAUUUAGAAAAGAUAAUCUUUCGCUUGCCUAAAUAUCAACUCCUUCACUAUUUGGAGUCGGGUGAAAACAUUAAUAAAAUAUUUAUUAUUUUUCUUUCUGAAAUUCUCUAUUAUAUUUUAAUUUAUAGCGGUAUCCGCGCAUUAUAAACGCAAUGGAUCUUCUGUGGAAAGUAAGCUCAAAAGCGAAAGAGAUGUUAUCUCAAAAAGAUGAAGCCUCUGAAAAUCCAGAGGAAAACAAAGGUGAAUCGUCUGCAAAUUUUGCUGCUGGACUUGGAAAUGAAAAGCCUGUUUCAUCUCUGAGUCUUGAAACGCAGCAAGGAAAUUCAGACAGAGAUGCAUCUUCUGAGAGUGAAGGAGUUGAUUCUGAGCAUAGUGCUGCAACUCCUAUGUCCAAAGAAUCAGAUCGUACUUUUGAAGGCAAUGAAGAUCCUGAGCGUAGUAGUGGUAUAAAAAUGGGCAUAUCAGCUGGGGAUAUUAAGGACGUUUCUCACAAAGCAGUAGAAUCGGCCAAGACAUUUGGCAGUUUUCUUUAUGGUAUUGCAAAUAAAACUAGUCGCACUCUUACUGAAACAGCUAAACAGUUAAAAACUACAGUUGAGGAAAAUAGUAUAUUGGGAGAUUUCAACAAAGAGCAAGAGGCUUUUGUUACAAGUAAAAAUGCUGACUCUAAAGAUGAAGCUCCUCCACCCUGGGCUGGUACAGAAGAUGAAGAAAAUGUGAAGCAGCAAAUUUUAUCUUUGUCAGCUGAUAAAAGGAAUUUCUUGAGAAAUCCACCAACAGGCGUAAUGUUCGAUUUUAAUUUUGAUAGCAUGUACCCUGUUGCUGAAACUAUGUUAAAAGAAGACCCUGCCUUGGAGAAAAUGAGAUUUGAAAUUGUUCCUAAACUCAUUAAUGAAGAAAAUUUUUGGAGGAAUUACUUUUACCGGGUGCAGUUGGUGAAAAAUUCCUCGAAGCUUAGUAAAAUGGCACAACACAAAAGUAGUAGUGGAGACUCGUCCAGUGAGAAAAGUUCUUCUAAUGACAGCAUAAAAGGUAUGGAUAAAACAACUGCUGAUGGUGGUCCGGAUUCUGAUGUAACAGAUAGUCCAAAUCAUGAAUUUGUAAGUGAUGCAUUUCAGUCAAACCAAGUAUCUGAGGAAGAUAUAAAACAAGGAAUGAAAAUGUUGGGUGUUACUGAGAAGAAUACGAGAGAGGAUGAUUGGGAAAAAGAAAUGCAACAAGAACUACAAGAGUAUGAAGUAGUUGCUGAAGGAAAUGAUGAAGAUCCAGAUUGGGAAAAUGAAAUUGAGCAAAUGCUUGAUGACAGAGUCAAAGAUGUAGUUUAGAGAAAGAGUCUCUGCUCUUAGUGAAAGUAUCUCAUUUCUACCAGAGAGUAUGUUUAUCUGUUAAUUAUUUUCAUAUCAAAAGCAUCUUGUACGUGAUAUGGUGUCUUUUGACUCGAAAAUAUAAAAAUGCAAUUUAAAAAUUGUUUUAUAAAAAUGGAAUUAAGCACAGUUCACAUAUAUGCAUUUUUUUUUUUUUUUUUUUUGUAAAUACAUACAAAUGUGUAUAUUUUCUUUUUUCUUAAAUAUUUAAACCUAUUUCUUUAUUUCUAAAAGAGAUCUUAUAUUUCACACUAUCUUGAUUUGUCUUUUACUACUGUUUUUUUAAAACAUUUAUAUGCCUUUUUAGGAACCUUGGUUUAAUGAAAUCUAUAAAAGGGGAUUUAACUUCCUGAAACAUUUGGUAGUUAUUGUUUGGACCAAUGUUAUUUCAGUUCAUUUAUUUACGAUCCAUAAAAAAUGAACAUACAUUCCUUUGUUCAUUACAUAAUUUUCUUUUUCUUUUUAUUAUUACUUCUUAAUUUUAAUUUAUAAAUAUAAAAAUAGGUAUAAAUCAGAAUUUCAACUUAUUUCGAAACUAUCUUUUUCUAUAUUUUAUAUAAACAUUUGUUCGAAUAUUUUUCCGUCCCUCUACAAUUUUGAAAAGCUCUCAGUUUUGUAUCGGAUUAAGCAGAACAAUUUUAUCCUAAAUUUUGGAGUUGUUGAAUUUAAUCUUUAAUGCAAUGUAAUCAUAUAAAUUACUUGUUUUAACUGCAUUUCCUGUUUGUUUUUUUAAUACUUCUAGUCGUUAUAUAUUCGUAUUGUGCAAUUAUUUCGUAAUUUUCUUAAACUUGAGUUGAUAAAAUGCUUUAAAAAUGCAACAUGAGAAGUAUUUGUAUUAGCAUUUUAUAAACUUUGUUCUUAUGAAAUUUGUCAUAACCUAUAUUUGAGAAGAUUAUACGAAUUAAGUUCUUUGUGUACACCGAUUUAAUUUACUGACUGAAGUAUUAACGCCUUCCUCUAUAUAAUAGUUCAACUUUUGUCCACAAAAGUGAUGGAAGUAUUUUCAAUUAUAGAAUAACCUAUAGUUAGAGCAUAGAAAAUCAUAUAGUGAAUAAGCUUAUUUUAGCUAUUGCACAUCCCAAAAAUGAAUUAACUCUUUUGCCCUGAUUAUUUCUCCUGUCCUUGUGCAAAUGAAAAUUAUCUGAAUUAAAAACAUCAUUGAAAAUACAAACUGGCUUUGUUAUAAUUUGAUAAUUCAUUUGUUUCCAUAAAGUAUUCAGUAGAUACUAUCCUUGUUUCUCCAUAUUCUUAACUGUAUAUUGCAUAGAUUCAUCUUGUGAGUGACUUCUUUGUGUCUGUUAAAUAAUUUUCUGAAAUAUGUGUCUUACUUUCCUUACUUGUAGAUUUAGAUACUUAUUCUUAGCUGUUUAGGUUUUAGAUCAUUCAAAUGGAAAGACAAUUUGAUACAUCAAGUUGCUGUAAAGCCUGUCAUUGUAUUUACUAAGACUUCAUUUAUGCUGAACAAGGAUUUGUUCUAAUGGAUUUGCUUAGUAUUAAAAAAAAUAAUUUUUCACCCUUUGUUAUGAUCUUUCGGUCAUAAUUACCAUCGACAGCGAUGUUUCAAAGUUGAUGAUAUGUCUCCACUGUGUAGUAAAAAAACCCAAUGAAUACUUGUUGUUCUUUUGAUUUGUGUAGAAUUGUAUACAAAUACUUAGUAUAUUUUAAAAUGUGUGUAACUUGUAACUUAAUUGUCGUUCCACCCUUAUUCACCUCUCUUUUUGUAUUUAAAAUGUAGGUUGUGGAUCUUUUCCCUUUCGAUUAGUGAAUGGUAUUAAUAAAAUAGAAUUGUCUUCAGUUUUUGUUAGAUUAAAAUAUAUUAAUGUUUCUAUGUUUUUGACCAAAUAUUGCGGCGAAAUCUUUAUUUCUAAUUAAAAUUAUGAAUUUGCCUGGUCACUUUGUGAUUUAUGUAGAAAAGCAUAUUUAAAUAAUGAAUGGAAACCUCCCCCCCCCCCUCUAAAGAAUGCUUCAUGGUGUUUGUGAGAAAAAAAUUAGUUUUGAUUGUCAGUAUUAUGGAAAACAGGCUUCGGAAAAUUGUGGGUUUUGCGAUAUAGCAUAGCAACCAAUAGUAUAUAUAGAUCUUCCCAUUUUUUGUUAGAAAGAAUUAUAUUACUACUUCUGUAUAUUUAUAUAAGUUUGCUUAACAAUAUAUAAGCUUUCUUCAAGCCUUUGUGGCCAUAGUCUGUUAUGCUGAUCAUGAUACCGUAUGUCGGUUUUUAAUUGUGCUUCCAUCGAUUUUUCUUGCCAUAAGUAAUCUUAUAUCUGACUGAUACAAAAGAUAUUUCUUAAGAAGUUGCUUGUACAGCAUAAUUCUGUUUCGGAAACAUUAUAGGAUUGCUGUUUUUAUUUUAUUACAUAAUCGCCUGCUUAAGUGACAUUAUCCAAAUUUUUUUAUUCAGUAUAUAAAAUAUAAUCACAGUUUAAAUCUUUUGACGACAAAAACAAGAUAUUUUUCAUAGUACUAUACAGGAUAGAUGUAUAGAUUUUUCGACUUUACGCUUAAAUAGCUGACAAAAAAAGGUAAAAGCACUAUAAAAAAAACUAGGAAAAUUAUAAAUACAUGGGGAUAGUCCUCAAAAUAAGGUAGUAAGGAGUUUCACACUAUCCUUGUCAUAUAAUUUUCAUGCUGAGGCUUAAAGGGUAAAAUAGUAGCAAAAUUGAAAGGAAAAAAAAAAAAAGUAGGGCUUAAAAAAUGACUGAAAUAAGAAAUUUGUCUUAAUGCAUCAAUUUAUGCGUAAUAAGCACUGAAUUAGUUUAUUGUAUUAAUAAUCAUAUAUUGAAUUGAAAAAAUUGCUAUAAUUUCAAAAGUGAUACCACUGUUUGAUGGUCACGGUUAUCAUUUAAAGAUAAUAUCAAAAUUUUCUCACUGGUGUGAUUAAUACCAUAUGCUCUUUAGAAUUAUUUUAUAUAUAUGAUAAAAGUUCUCUGUGAAUAGCAUAGGCUUAACAUAGUUCAUAUGUAAUCUGUAUUUUUAAUAUUAUGGCUUUUUUUAUAUUUUUAUAAUAAAAAUGAAUCUGAUAACUAGUCAUGAUACAUAUUGUUUUAUAUUCUGUUUUGUAAAAAUUUUAAGUGACACUUUCUGUCUUGUAUAUCUUCAUCAUUGGUAUUAUAUUUUUUUCAUAUAAGGUGAUUUAUCAAGCAAUAAUAUCUUUUGAAAUUCAGAUACAGUUAAAAACUUAUAGGUGUUUAGAAAUGCAUAUAAUUCAAUGGAGUGUAUUUCUAUAGUAUUAAAAUAGACAAGACAAAUCAAUGGAUAUUUAUAUUGCACAUUUCGUGGUGUAAUGUUGGUUAUUAUAGAUACUUGUAAAAUUGUUAUGUAUGUAUAAAUAUAUAUAUAUAUAUAUAUAUAAAGUAUAUUUCUUUCUGUAAAA